CCGCCUCGCGCCUUCGGCCGGCGGCGAGGACAGAGCAUCAAGGGGCGGCGAGGCGGCUGGCUGGCGCGGCUGAUCGCGUACGAGGUGUGCUGCUUCGGGCUCUGCGCAGCCCUCUUCGCUGCCGCGGCGGUGCACCACGGCUUUCGGGUUGCCGCGGGGGGAGGGCCUCGGCCGGAGGACUGGACGAUGAUCUGGACAACCCUCACUUGGUGCAAGACGCUGUACGGCCUUCUGGCGGCGCCCUACCUCCUCUUCAUGCUCCCGCUCGUCGGCGAGAUUUUGCUGCAGGUGCCGCUCAUGACGGGGUACGACGAGCACGGCGCGCCGCGCCGCGCCGCACUCCUCGCCCCUCUGUGCCAGCUGCAGCGCUACCUGACUGCGGUCGAGCUGGACAAGGCGAGGGAGGCCCGGCUGAUCGCGCGCCUGCAGGCGAAGCAGGCCCGCGAGCUGGCCCGGGAUCGUGAGCGGGCGGGUUGCGGGUCGCCCUGCUUGAACCCUUGA
Molecule: messenger RNA, 501 nt
Organism: Emiliania huxleyi CCMP1516
Lineage: Eukaryota; Haptophyta; Isochrysidales; Noelaerhabdaceae
Exons: 4
Source: RefSeq, a predicted model, not a curated record